CAUUUUUUAUUUUAUUUCUUUAUCCUCAGUCGCGCAAACCGUCUCCGCUACUCACCAGCUCUUGAACACCGCACGCUUCGUUCGGACUACAACUUGUUAGAGACUACGUGUGCGCGCUUGUUUACCACUAGUCCUGUUGCGACUGGUUCGAUUUGUUUGCGAGGUGUAACAUCAUUUGAACUCGUUGCGCCUACGAUGAAGAAUGUGACCUCUGCUACGAGCUUACAAAACUCUCGCCCGGAAACUUGUUUCAGCUCGUCAUCAUUCACCACGUUCUUCGCGAAUCAUUUGUUUUGAUGAACGCCGUACGCCCGCUGGUGACAUGGUGCAUAACUAGUUUAUCGGAAUGGGUGUUGAUGCUGUUUUUGUGUUCUCGUUGUUAUCGAAGAGUUGAUAAAUGGUUGAUAUGAAAAAAGCGCAAAGCAAUACGGUUGCGGAACCAGCUGCCACUGCUGAAACCAGUGAAUCGGUUAAAAAAUUAUACAAGAGUAUAACUGAAGUUUCUCAUUUUUUGGACGAUCAACGUGGCAGAUCAUCAUCAUGCAAAGAUCUUUUUACUGUUCAUGUUGAUACCCAACGGAUGAAACUAAAAAAUUAUUGUGAAAGAAUGAUGCUUUCCGAUACAUUAUGUUAUGGUCGUAAAGCUGAAGAUAUCAUGUGGCGUAAAACUUAUCAUGAUGUUUAUUCUACUGCUAAACUUUUACGUAAAAAUAAUGAAUGGAAUCACAUUGAGUUGGCACUUUUGGAAAAUCAUUUUCAGUCUGGUAUUGGCUGUUACUAUCAUAUUUUAUUCAAAUUUCAAGCUGAAAUUAAACUCAAUUCACCUAAAUUAUUUGACUUUUAUUUGUUGACAAAUGAUAACACAGAAAACCAUGUUAAAAAGGAUCAUAUUACUCUAUUGAAAAAGAAUGAUAUUAAUACUAAAGAAGAAGCUGGAAUAAUGCAAAUUAUAUAUCGCUGUUUGAUAUGUUUGGGUGACUUAUCACGUUAUAUGUAUGAAUUAAACAAAUUAGAUUUGUAUUAUUCGACAGCUUUUCGUUAUUAUAAACAAGCAUUAAACUAUAAACCUAAUAAUGGACUCCCUCAUAACCAAAUUGGUCGGUUAGCAUUAUCAAAAAAUAAACAUUUAGAUGCAGUUUACAGUUAUAUUCGAUGUGUUUUUAGUUUUGAGCCAUUUGAAGGAGGAGAAAAGAAUCUAAUAUUAUCCUUACAACCAUCUGAAUCUGUUGGAAAUAUAUUUUUGGAGAAACUAUUUGCUGUUUUUCAUUUAUGGUAUACUGGAAAAGAUAAUUCACAAGAACUAGAUAAAAUGUACUCAAGCAUUUUUGACAUUUUGCAUAAUACUGAUGACUUUAAGAACAAAAAUGGCUCAGAUGAUAAAAAAAUAGACAUUCAAAAAGAAGAUAUUACAUCUUCAAUCCAGGAAACUGUACAGGCAAUGUUGACUAAUGAAAAUGUAUUCAAAAUUGUUGUCAUUAUUAUAGCUUGUUUAAAUAAGCUACAUCAUUCCGAUUCCAAAUAUAUCCUUAAAGCAGAAUUAUUUUUUAUGUCAUUAAUGGAUCAUUUUAUGAACCAAAGUGUUACAUAUUGUGAAAAAAAAUUACCACCAAUUGUGAACCCUAACAUAGAUCACACUAAAUUAAACAGAAGACGUCGUAGGCGAGGUUUUAAACAAAAUUCUUCCCAAGAUUCUCAAGAAUUUAGUGAAGAAGAUGAAGCAGAAAGUAUUAUAAGUCCUGAUGAUGAAUCAGAAGAUGAGAGCGAAGAAGAAAUGUUAAUAUUUGAUUUAAAAGGACCUAAUGAUGAUAAAUCAAAAAAUGAAUCGGAUGGUUCAAAUGAUAGUGGUACUUCAUCUUGUGGUUCCGAAAAUAAAAACAAACCAAAAUCACAUCUAUUAAAUAUACCAUUUAUUGAAACUAUAAAGAUGUAUUUUGAUUGGAUCAAACAAAAUUUAGAUUCAAUAAAUCUUGAAACUUCAGUCGGAUUGUUUAACAAUGUUGUUACACUUUUAAAUUAUUUAACACAAGCCAAUAUUGAAGAUAAAUUUGCAGAUCUAGAUAUUAAUCAUUUAAUACUUCCCGAAGAAAUACAUUUACAAGGAAUGACAGUUUUUUCUAAGUCAAAAAAGUAUUACGGAGAUUAUAAUGCCAAUAUGUGUAUUAAAAAUGAGGGUAUGAUUCGAUUAAUAAAUAUACUACAUACUGCAGAAGAAAUAGCUUCGAAAAAUUCAUUUUUAUUCUCUUAUGAUAAUAUCAAAAAGUGGUAUUCAAUUUGUGAUACUUUAAAACAAGCCGACGAAAAAUCAGUAAAAGACGCCAAACGAGACAAACAGCUCGUAAUGGGUCAGUUGUGGCUCCGGUCAGAAGUUGACAAUUUAGAGUAUAAAAUGAAAUAUUCUUCAAGGAAGAAAAGAUUACCAAUGUGUAUUGUAAUUGAUGCCGAUGCAUUAAUAAAUUAUUCAUUUAUCAUCAAGAAAAUUGUUAAUAGCACUAAAUUCAUUGUAAUAGUACCUGCAAUCGUCAUAUCAGCAUUGGAUGAACAAAAAAAAUUAAGCAAAGAAGUUAGGUUAACAAUCCGUUGGUUGGAAUUUCAAUUACAACAAGGAAAUUGUAACUUGAAAUCCCAAGGCAUACAUGAAUCACGGCCCCUUAAGUUGGAUAGUCUGCCGAAUUUAUCAAAAUCAAGCAAAGAAAUUUGUCAUUUUAAACAUAUUUUGGAAUGUUGUAACUAUUUUACCGAAGAAUAUGGUGAAAACACUGGACUUGUUACAUUAAUAACAGGGUCAGACAACUUAUUAGAAUCCUCGGAUCUUAUCCAAAUGGCUAAGUCAGCCAAAAUUAAUGUUGAGCAUAUUAAAACAUUUCAAUUACAAUUACAUAUGGCAAAAAAUAAAGGAUGAAACAAUUAUUUUGAUCUAAAAUGUUGAAAUUUUAUUUUUCACUCAAUGGUACAUCAAGGUACAUUGAUGAGAAUUUGGUUGUCAAAUCUACCGCGCCGUUUGGAUCACGUGGUAGCAGAUUUUACUACCAGAAUAAUUAAAAUUGAGAAACUCAAAUGAAAAAUCUUAAUUGAAUAACUGUUUACAUCUAUUCAUGGUUAAAUUUAAAUAAAGAGAAAAAUCAUUACAUUUUU
Messenger RNA from Sipha flava (yellow sugarcane aphid), 3132 nucleotides. It is a transcript of the gene Smg5, whose product is annotated as protein SMG5. Gene Ontology annotation, cellular component: telomerase holoenzyme complex. Gene Ontology annotation, molecular function: telomerase RNA binding; protein binding; telomeric repeat DNA binding. Gene Ontology annotation, biological process: nuclear-transcribed mRNA catabolic process, nonsense-mediated decay. The record is from RefSeq and is a predicted model, not a curated record. The transcript is spliced from 16 exons. Lineage: Eukaryota; Metazoa; Arthropoda; Insecta; Hemiptera; Aphididae. Bases 398 to 2899 code for a protein of 833 amino acids.